Herpailurus yagouaroundi (jaguarundi) is the source of this 6647-nucleotide messenger RNA. It is a transcript of the gene SLC25A48, whose product is annotated as solute carrier family 25 member 48. The record is from RefSeq and is a predicted model, not a curated record. The transcript has 6 exons. Gene Ontology annotation, biological process: transmembrane transport. Gene Ontology annotation, molecular function: transmembrane transporter activity. Lineage: Eukaryota; Metazoa; Chordata; Mammalia; Carnivora; Felidae. Gene Ontology annotation, cellular component: mitochondrion. The coding region runs from base 497 to 1426 and encodes 309 amino acids.
UCCGCUGGGGGCGUGCUGGCAGCGGCCACGGGCCCUCGGAGAGGUGAGCGCUGGCGCCCCGCGGGUCCUGUGCUCGGAGACGGGACUCGAAGUAGGACCUACGGCGCGCCCGAGUCUCCCACCUCCUCCCCCGAGCGCGGGCCGGCGGGUGGAACGCCCCGCGGACUCUCACUGGGCACCCACCCGGCUGCGGGAGCGCGAGGCGCCGCUACUGUGGCCAUGGGCAGCUUCCAGCUGGAGGACUUCGCGGCGGGCUGGAUCGGAGGUGAGCCCGGCCCUGGAUGGGAGGGAGCCCCCCCACCCCCACUCCGGAGGUGCAGCCAGCGUCAUUGUCGGUCACCCUCUGGACACGGUCAAGGUACUUCAACCACGUUUGCCAUUACCUCUUGGAAGGGGGCCUGGAACUCGCCUGCAGGCCGGCGUCAACUACGGGGACACCAUCAGCUGCAUCCGCACGGUGUACAGGAGGGAGAGUGUCUUCGGCUUCUUCAAGGGCAUGUCCUUUCCCCUUGCCAGCAUCGCGGUCUACAACUCUGCGGUGUUUGGGGUCUUCAGUAACACGCAGAGGUUCCUCAGCCAGCACCACUGCAGGGAGCCCGGGGCCAGCCCGUCCGGCACCCUGUCUGACCUUCUCCUGGCCAGCAUGGUGGCUGGCGUGGUCUCUGUGGGGCUGGGCACGCCCGUAGACCUCAUCAAGAUCCGGCUGCAGAUGCAAACACAGCCAUUUCGGGAAGCCAACCUUGGUUUGAGACCCAGGGCGAUGACUCUUGGGAAGCCACCAGUCUACCAGGGGCCUGUGGAUUGCAUUGCAACCAUCGUGCGGACCGAGGGCCUGGCAGGGAUGUACCGGGGUGUUGGUGCCAUGCUGCUGAGGGAUGUCCCAGGCUAUUGCCUCUACUUCAUCCCCUAUGUGUUCCUGAAUGACUGGAUCACACCCGAGGCCUGCACAGGCCCCAGCCUCUGUGCUGUGUGGCUGGCAGGCGGCAUGGCAGGAGCAAUUUCUUGGGGGACAGCGACUCCUAUGGAUGUCGUGAAAAGUCGACUCCAAGCUGAUGGGGUUUAUUUAAACAAAUACAAAGGUGUCCUGGAUUGUAUCUCCCAGAGUUACCAGAAGGAAGGUCUUAAAGUAAGCCCCACAGUAGUCAUACGGGGUCAGUGUCAGUCCCUGGAAGGUGGGCCAGACGUUUGGGGGGUAUGUGAGGUUACAGAGAGGGGAAUCAGGAAACUAAAGUGCUCACAGUUACCAUAUCAAGCACGACUUGAGAUUCUUGUCUCAUUUAGUCCUUGCCGCAGGCUGGUGGAGGAGACAGAGGUUCAGAGAGGACUAGUAACCUACCUGAGGUCACACAGCUGGUGCAUGGCAGAGCCAGGGCCUAGACCCACAUCUGUGUGUCACCAAAGCUUCUCUUUCAUAGGGAUAGGCUGAGAGCUGCUUCCUCACUCACUGCUCAGUGCCUCACUCUCCUGCAAGCUGGGGGCCCCAGAGCUACCUGAGUCAUCACAUCUCCCAGUGUCUGGUCACUUGGUCUGUCUUCUCUCUCAUCCCACUUGAGUCCUUACACCAUCACCUCUGGUCUCAACUAUGAGGCAGCCUCCAACAUGGCCUUGUCUCCCUUCUCUUUCCUCUUCCCUGCACCCAAAGGGCUCAUUUAAACCCAUGCCUCUUCCAGUCAGCAGACUCGAGUUUAAAGGCAGCCUGGCAGCCUGAGCUGGGGGGAACAUCCAGGCAAGUUGCUUCACUGCUCAGCCUCUGUUUUUCCAAGGAUAAUCAUCCCUACCGUGAACAAGGGGGAUAUUUGUCAGUGAAAUACAAAAAGUGCCUAGCUUCGUGCGUAACACAGUAUAUUUAAAAAGAGCUACUUGUCAUUGGCUUUAGUAUUAGUUUAAUUAGUGCAAAUGUCACUACUGAGCAUUGGGUCUUUGCUUAUAUGUGUCGCAUCCCCAAAUAUAUGCAUACGUAUAUAUGUAUAUAUGUAUGUGGAUGGAUAGAUAAUUUUUUUUUUUUUUCUUCAAUGGAGUACUGGAACUUCUCUGGAAACCUGGACUUCCACAAAGCCUCUUUUGUCUGCACAUACAUCUACAUGUACAUGUAUAUGUAUGCAUACACAGACACACACACACACACACAUAUAUAUACACACAUAUACUUAUAUAUAUAUGUAUAUGUAUAUUUGGCUUCAGUGGAGUGCUAGAACUUCUCUGGAAACCUGGACUUCCACAAAGGCAGUAGUCAGUAGUAGUCAGUAGGUGACUAACCAAGGCAGUGUUCUCCAGGUGCUCCCAGACAGCAACUGAGGGGGCUGGAGCCAGGUCAUACAUAGGCUGCUGCAGGUUCCACCGGCAGUACUGAGGUCUGUCUGCCUAGUACCUGAUACACAGAGGGACAGGACUCUGGGGUACUUGACAUGUGAUCCUGGAUCCCAUGACUCCCUCAGAGGCACCUGUCUUUGUGGAUGGAUGUCCAGUUUUUGUUGUUGAGGUGGGGUCAACACAGGGACAUCUUGUACUGCCAUGAUACUGACAUUACUCUAUGUAUUUACUUUUAUUGAGGUCUUUAUAUCUUCAUACAGCUUCAAGUUACUCUCUAGUGCCAUUUCAUUUCACUCUCCAGGACACCUUUGAACAUUUCUUGCAGGGUAGGUCUUGUGAUCAUGAACUCCUUCAGCUUUUGUUUAUCUGAGAAUGUCGUAAUUUCUCCCUCAGUCUUGAAGGAUAGUUUUGCUGGAUAUAGGAUUCUUGAUUGACUGUUUUUUCUUCUUUUAACACUGGAUAUGUUGACCUACUGCCUUCUUGUCUUUCAAGUUUCUAAUUAAUAAUCUGCUGGUAAACUUAUUGAGGAUUCUUUGUAUGUAAUGAGUUCCUUCUAUCUUCCUGUUUUUAAAAGUUUGAUUAUAAUGUGUCUUGGCUUGGAUCUCCUUAAGUUUAUUUUGCUUGGAGUUGGUUAAGCUUCUUUGAUGUUUAUAUUCAUGUCUUUCAUCAAAUUUAAGAAGUUUUUAGGAAGUAAUUUAGGAAGUUUUUGGCCUUUAUUAAGCAAGUUUUUAGCCUUUAUUACUCCAAAUAUUCUCUGCCCCUGUCUCCUUUUGCUUUCUGGGAUGUCCACAAUGCAUGUAUUGGUUUGUUUGAUAGUUUCCCACAGAUCCCUUAGGCUGUUUUCACUGUUCUUCAAUCUUGUUUCUAUUUCUCAAACUCAAUAAUUUCCGUUGUCAUAUUUUUAAGUUUGCUAAUUCUUUUUUCUGCCUGCUCAAAUAUACCUUUGAAUCCUUAUUGUGAAUUUUUCAUUCCAGUUAUUGUAUUUUCAGCUGCAGAAUUUUUGUGGGUUUUUUCUGGGUUUUCUGUUUCAUAUUGAUGUUUUUGUUUUUGUUCAUAUAUUAUUUUCUUGGUUCUCUCCACAUUUUCGUGUAGUCUUCAAGCAUCUUUAAGACCCUUGCUCUAAAGUCUUUGUCAUGUAAAUCUGCUGUCAGGUCUUUUUCAGGGACAAUGUCUCUUGACUUAUUUUUUCUUCUUCUUUAAAUGGACCAUACUUUCCUGUUUCCUUUGAGGCCUUGUUAUUUUUUAUUGGAAACCUGACAUUUGAAUCUAAUAAUGGGUUAACUCUGGAAAUCAGAUUUGGUGUCUUUUGUUAUUUUUGUUGAUUGUUACAUUUUUGUAAUUGUUUUAGGCGGUCUCUAUGCCAAAGAUCAGCCUGAAAUGUAAACUCGAGGUCUUUUCACGUCUUUUCUGAGCCUUUCUUUGGGUAUGCACGGUUACUUUCUAAUUUUCCCCAUACAUGCAGUUCCUUUUUAAUGUCAUAGUCUUUAAUGUCUAUCUCCCAAAGAGGAAAAAGAGAAAAACCAAGGGGGAAAGGGUCAUCAGCCAGAGGAGGAAGGGUUUGCAUCAGUGAAACAAUAAUGACUACCUCCCUGUUUACACCUCUGUGAUCAGAAGCAGCAGUCAGUGAUCAAAACAUAGAUCUCUAAUAUUUGGAGAACAGGGUCCUUAUUGCCCACUCUGGCUUCCAAAAGCUAUGUGUGCAGGUUGCUCCUCCAGCAUAAAUCCAGCUGCCUGCCACAGGUCUGGGGGGUGAGGGAGGGGUAGCUGCUACCUUGCUAAGAGCUAAAAUUGACUGCACUUAACCAUAUUUACUGUGCAAAGCUUCUCCUGGAAGUUGUAAGGAUUCGCCAAACUGUAGAAUUUCAAAAAAGUUACAUCAGACAGAUUCCAUCAGUGCAAAUUUUAUCUAGGUAAGGAAACAGUUGGCUGGCAUUUCCUAUUCUGCCACCUUCCUAGAAUCCUCACUUCACUUGUCUUUUGUAUUAUUUUAGUAGAAGCACAGUUUGUGAUUCAGUCAACUACAGAGGGACACAUAAGAGACAUUCGCAUAGGAUGCUUCUUUAUUUGAGAUACUUUGUCUGCUAUUAUUAAUGUUUCAAAAAAUUCAAGUUAAUGUAUCAAAAUAUUUAUGUUAUAAUUCUAUAAAGUCUAUAGAGGCUAAAUAUAUUGCUGAUAUUAUUUCCUCCAAAAAUUACUGUGCUCUGUUAAAAACAAAGUCUGGGAAGGCAACUGAGGUCAGAUUAUAGAUUUCUUAAUCUCAGUAGCAUUUGGUUCAGUUUAUAUUCAGAGACAGGUUUUAAACAGAGGCAGCCAUAUUUAGCUUGAUUAACCACUCAUUGACUGAAAUUAAUUUUUUUAAUUUUUAUUAGUUCAUUUAAAAAAUGAAUAAUAUAUGAACAUAGGAAGCUUCAAAAGGUAAAAGAUGAUAUACUGUCUAAAUGUCCCUCCUUGGUCUUCAGUCUUCUCUCAAAGAUAAUCACUGUUAUGAGUUUCUUACAAUAUAUCCCAAAAAUAGUCACAGCCAGUGUGAGAAUAUAUGUGGAUAGGUAUAUUUAUAUAUGUUUGUAUUAUGUGUUUGCAUAUAAACAGAAAUCGUAACAUGAAGAAAACAUCCCACACAGUCCUGGACAGUUGGGUUGUCUCACAACCAGAUUUCUGGCAGCAAGAGGAAUGACUUUUCCUGGGGCCUAAGGGGUGUCCCCAGUGACAGAUGGCUGUAGCACUGGCUCUAUGGGCCACCCACUCCCAAAUAGUUUUUACUGCCACUCACUGAGGCAUGGUAAGCCAGCCUGUUCCCAUUUUACCAUGGAAGAAGAACUCAGUGAAAAUAAAGAAUUAGAAUGGAGUAAAAUAAUGAUGACGGUACCCAUAUCUGGUAGUUCUUUGUAACUCACUUAAUGACUACCAGUAAAGCAUUCCCUUUUUGAUAAAGGGAAUUAGAAGUCUAGGACUUAGGGGGCAUUCCCAAAUCAAAAAAGAAAGCUCUGGAAGUAGACUUUUGGGUCUACUCUGCCUGCUGUGAUGAUCGUCAUGGGCCACAUGGGCCGUUGCUCACACUUGGAGAGCUACCAUCUGAAAUAAGGAGGCCAGAGGAGCGACUUGGCAUCUUUGAGCUGCACAGAGAGGGCUGUUGUUGAGGGGGUUUGUGAUAGUGGAUUGAGAGAGGUGGAGGAGGAAUAUUUAGGCAGUCUCUAUGCCUCCCUAAGGAGAGGUGGAGAGGAAUAUUUGUAGGAAGAGAAGUUUCCUGAGGCACCAGAGUUGAUUGCCCUUUGGUUCUGCCAUCUGGGGACUGGAACCCUCCCUCCACUCUAGGAAUCCCUCACUACCACUACCACCACCAGCCCUCUUUCAGCUUGGAACUGUUUCCUUUUCACAACAAGGAAUUUGUUCAUUCUUUCGUGUGUCCAUCCAUCCAUUCAUCCAUCCACUGAUUCAUUUAUUGAGACUUAUAACAGACCCUCUGGGCCAAGAAAAGCAUUUGACGCUGGGAGUUCGAAGGUGUAGAUGCUGAGGGUUCCAAGGUGUGGAUGCUGAGCGUUCUUAGGUAUAGAUUCUGGGGGUUCCAAGGUGUAGAUUGGGGCUCCAAGGUGUGGAUGCUGAGGGUUCCCAGGUAUAGAUGCUGGGGGUUCUGAAGUGUAGAUGCUGGAGUAUAGAUGAUAAGUUCUGAAGCAAACCACACCGUAGCCCUGCUCUCACUGCCCUGACUGGGAUUAUUAAUGGGGGUACAGACAAAUUACGGGUGGUUAGGGACAGUGUGAGAAGUGUUGUGACAACAGAGAUGCUGAGUGCACAGAAGACAACGGGCCACAGUCCAGCUUGGGGUGCCCAUGGGAAGACUGCUAGAGGUAUAGCCAGGUUUGGGGAACAUUCCAGCAGAGGGAGCAGAAGAUACCCAGUGGUGGGAAAGAGCUGGCUCCUUAGAGGAAUGACAGGCUGUUAACCUACCCAGAAUGUCAGGUAUAAGAGGCAGCCCAGAUAAAGUGCAGGGCCAGAGCAAAGGGGUCUUGUCAGGCCAGGAAAGGGUGUAGACUUGACACUGGGCAGUGUGGAACUAUUGAGGCUUCAUGAGGACUCAGUCUGGUGGUUUUGUAUUCAGAAAGCUUGGGAUAAAAGCCACCAGGUGUGUGCUUUGCCAUCUUCGGGCCUUACAGCAGAGCAAAGCAUGGCUGCUGGAGGGAGGUCAUGUCCAUAUGUCUGAAGAGUCCCAUGGUUCCUUCAGGGCCCAGCACUGUGGGAGAGGAGAUCCACAUUCCAAGCUGGGCCCUGCCUGGCUCAGCCUCACAGAACAGAGUCAAGCCCAGGCCCACAGGGGAGUGUCUGUUGCACCCAGCACGGAA